This is a messenger RNA of Elaeis guineensis (African oil palm), 2014 nucleotides long. RefSeq lists its product as uncharacterized. The record is from RefSeq and is a predicted model, not a curated record. Lineage: Eukaryota; Viridiplantae; Streptophyta; Magnoliopsida; Arecales; Arecaceae. Gene Ontology annotation, molecular function: protein binding.
UACGGCAAUUUGCGAUGUGCGGGCCAGAGAACAUCCUGGUUGCUAUCACUGCAGUCGUACACUCCUCUCCCGCCAGCGUUUCUCCCAUGGGUCAUGGCCUCCAGAAGACUUGCCAAAUCCCUCCCUUCUCCUUCCACCGUGUCUUCAUUGAGAAGAAAUCAUCCCCCCGACACUAACCCUUACCCUAAGCCUGGCCAUGGCGUCCUCCCCACGCCCUUCCCCCCGGCUCCUCUCCUUCCUCUCUCCCUCUCCCCCGCGCCCCCCUCCCACCUCACCCGCUUCCUCCGCUCCAACCUCAAGCCGUCCUUCACCCCUGCCGACCUCCUCCACCUCCUCCGCCGCCGCCUCCGACACCACCCUGGCCUCGCCCCCUACGACCUCGACGUCUUCCUUUGGGCUGCCGGCGUCGACUCCUUCCGCCACGACCACUCGACCUACGAGUGGAUGGUCCGCACACUUGCUGCCACCGGCCGCCUCGACGGCCUCCACCGCCUCCUCCGCCUCCUCCUCUCCCACCCCUGCCCCUGCGCCGACGGCAUCUUCGCCUGUUCCCGCCUCGAGUCCAUCUUCCGCUUCGCACUCCACGCCUUCUGCCGCGCCGGCCGCCUCGCCGACGCCGCCACCGCCCUUGACGACGCUCGCCGCUCCCUCGACGGCCGCCCCGCCGCCGCCCUCUACAACAUCCUUCUCCACGGCUUCGCCCGGUGGGGCGAACACCAGAAAGCCCUCGACUUGUUCGACAAAAUGCUCAAGGAUCGAGUAAGACCGGAUGCUUUCACCUUCAACAUCCUGAUCAGCAGCUCAUUUCGAAACGCCGACUUCGACGCGGCUUUGGAUUGGUUUCGAGAGAUGAGGGCGAGGGGCUGCGAGCCCAAUGUGGUCACCUUCAACACUCUGAUCAAAGGAUUCUUUAGAGAGAAAAAAAUAAAAGAAGGAAUUGGAGUUGCCCGUGAGAUGCUUGAUCUCGGUUGCCAGUUCUCGGUUCCGACGUGUGAGAUUCUAAUGAAUGGGCUCUGCAAAGAGCGUGGUAGAGUCGAGGAAGCGAGUGAUCUCUUGAUGGAAUUCUUGCAGAAAGGAGCCAUUCCCGAGGGGUUCGAUUGCUUGGUCUUGGUGGAGGCUCUGUGUAAAGAAGGAAGAGUGGAAAGGGCACUGGAAAUGGUGAAUUCUUUGUGGGAAAAGGCGAAGCUUGUGAGUGUGGUGACGUGCACUACCUUGAUAGAAUGGUUGAGGAACUUGGGGAAGAUAAAUGCAGCUUAUGAGUUGAUGGAGAAGAUGUUACAGAAGGAAAUGCUUCCAGAUACCAUUACUUUGAACUGUCUUUUGGAAGCUCUAUGUGAUGCUGGAAGAACAGUGGAUGCAAACCGGCUGAAAGUUUUAGCUUCGAAGAAGGGAUUCAGGCCUGAUGGAGUGACAUUGGGGGUGCUGGUAAAGGGAUUCUCAAGGGAAGGGAGGACAAGAGAGGGAGAAGGAGUGGUGGAUGAGAUGCUGGACAGAGGGUUUAUACGAAACAUUGCUAGUUAUGACAGGUUAAUGGAGGAGUUGCAAAAUGGAAAUAAGUCUCAGACUUUGCGAUGAAAUUUUUUAAGCACAGCUGGUGACCUGAUGAAAUACUAUCCUUCAUCCACCGUCCACAUUUGGUGGCAGAUUGCUAGUCUUUGCUAUUUCUGGAUCAGGUGAUGAUGGAUUCUUCCCUAGAAUGAGAGAGAAUUACAUUAGGAUGGAACUUGGUUGUUUCAGAGAUUUGAGUAUUGUGCUGUAUAAAAAGGAGUGGAUGCUUGGAAGACAAAGAAGAUAUAUUGCUGACAAGCCUUGAAAUCAUCCAUGCGGAGUGGAAGAUUUGAGGAGCGUGGAUUAAAAUAAACCUGGUCAUGAUAUGGUAGGCAGAAUUACAGAAUGGCAGUAGGCUCUUGUAAAGGAAGAAGACUGUCAUAUAAGGUUUUGGCUGAGCUUAAAACUUUAGUACGUUGGAUAUUGCCACCCUCUUUAUUUCUUGUCCAAUGUAGAGGAUAACUCA